Messenger RNA from Arthroderma uncinatum, 759 nucleotides. Its product is annotated as short-chain dehydrogenase. The record is from RefSeq and is a predicted model, not a curated record. Gene Ontology annotation, cellular component: intracellular anatomical structure. The transcript has 4 exons. NCBI's taxonomy places the organism in Eukaryota, Fungi, Ascomycota, Eurotiomycetes, Onygenales, Arthrodermataceae. Gene Ontology annotation, molecular function: oxidoreductase activity, acting on NAD(P)H, oxygen as acceptor. Bases 1 to 759 code for a protein of 252 amino acids.
AUGGGCAAGACUAUCAUCCUCACUGGUGCCUCUCGCGGUAUCGGCUUAGCUGUUGCUAAGUAUCUCUUGCAGGCGCCACAGUCCUGCAACCUGGUGCUUGUAGCCCGCACUGAGGCUCCGCUGCUGGAGCUGAAGGAGAAACAUCCAACCCAAGUUCAGGUCCUCUGCGGUGAUGUCUCUGACUUCUCUCUUGCCCGCGAGGCGGUUGCCUAUGCCCUCAGAUCUUAUGGCAGACUCGACGGGCUGAUCGUCAACCAUGGCGUCCUCGCACCCGUUAGCAGACUGGAGCAGUGCGAUGUUAAAGAAUGGAGCAAGGCAUAUGAUAUCAAUCUAUUCAGCGCUGUGGAAUUUGUGAAGCAAUGUAUCCCGCACCUCCGUUUGGCCCGCGGACGCGUCGUUUUCACGUCUUCUGGCGCAGCAACAGGACCGGUGAACGGAUGGGGAAUGUACGGUUCUUCCAAGGCCGCGAUGAACCACCUCAACAUGACCCUGGCCCACGAGGAGCCUGAAAUCAUCUCGGUGGCUAUCCGCCCAGGAAUGGUCGACACCCAGAUGCAGCGCGAACUCAGAUCUCAGUACAUCGACACGCUUGGCCCCAAGGACGGCUCUCGGUUCGUUGCCGCGCACGAGGAAGGGAAGCUGUUGAAGCCAGAACAGCCCGGCACCGUGAUUGCAAAGCUGAUCCUGAGCGCCCCGCAGGAACUGAGCGGUAAAUUUCUAACCUGGAACGACGAGGUCUUGGCCAAUUACCAGGCUUGA